Penicillium manginii is the source of this 339-nucleotide messenger RNA. RefSeq names its product Clr5 domain-containing protein. The transcript is spliced from 2 exons. The record is from RefSeq and is a predicted model, not a curated record. NCBI's taxonomy places the organism in Eukaryota, Fungi, Ascomycota, Eurotiomycetes, Eurotiales, Aspergillaceae. Bases 1 to 339 code for a protein of 112 amino acids.
AUGGAUGAGGUCGCAGUCUGGGAGGGACAUAGGUCCGAGAUUGAACGUUUGUAUCUCAGAGAGAACAUUACUCUUAAUCAGCUCAUGAAAGUUAUGCGGAUCGAAUAUAGAUUCCGUAAAACGGCCAACCAGUAUCAUAAACAGUUCCAAAAAUGGAAUUUCAAAAAACGCCACGGACAAAUCAUUUGGAAAUAUGUUGAGCAUCAGCUGAGGAAAAGAGGAGAGCGAGAAACUGAUGUCUUGAUCGACGACCAGCUCCAAUCACCGUCUAAAGUCCAACGUGAAAUCCGACGACAGGGUUACCGAUUGACUAUCGACAGGUUUCGUACAGGUAAUUGA